Schizosaccharomyces octosporus yFS286 is the source of this 1545-nucleotide messenger RNA. Its product is annotated as GTP cyclohydrolase. Gene Ontology annotation, biological process: tetrahydrofolate biosynthetic process; tetrahydrobiopterin biosynthetic process. NCBI's taxonomy places the organism in Eukaryota, Fungi, Ascomycota, Schizosaccharomycetes, Schizosaccharomycetales, Schizosaccharomycetaceae. The coding region runs from base 99 to 806 and encodes 235 amino acids. Gene Ontology annotation, molecular function: zinc ion binding; GTP cyclohydrolase I activity; GTP binding. Gene Ontology annotation, cellular component: cytoplasm. The transcript is spliced from 3 exons. The record is from RefSeq and is a predicted model, not a curated record.
AGUAACAUGACAUGCAGUGAUCGCUCUUUCAAUCUUUUCAAAAACCAAUUUAUUUCUCUUUUCAAGACUUAUUUCUCUCGUAGUCAAAUAAUUCCUCAAUGGAAACGAAUAAAAAAGAUUACAUAGGAUCACCAUUACGAAUGCAGCCAGCAUCAGUAUCAGGAGCAUCGACUCCAACCUUGGAUUUGGAUGGUUUGUCCUGGCCUUGUCAAGGAACACAAGAGCGAAUCGAAACAGAAGAAGAUCAAAAAGUUGAAAAGAUUUCUGAGGCUGUCAGGACUAUUUUAUCGUGUAUUGGCGAGGAUCCUCAGCGACAAGGAUUAUAUGGUACACCAGAACGUUAUGCAAAGGCAAUGCUUUAUUUCACUAAAGGAUAUGAAGUGAAUUUACGUGAAGUUAUAAAUAAUGCGGUUUUUGAAGAAGAUCACGAAGAGAUGGUGAUAGUUAGAGACAUUGAUGUAUUCAGUUUAUGCGAACAUCAUUUGGUUCCUUUCACAGGAAAGAUUCACAUUGGCUACAUUCCUCGUAGACGAGUUUUGGGUUUAUCUAAGCUUGCAAGAAUUGCAGAUAUGUUUUCUCGUCGUCUACAAGUACAGGAGCGUUUAACGAAACAAGUAGCACAAGCAGUUCAAGCAGUGCUGAAACCACAAGGUGUAGCUGUUGUCAUGGAAGCUUCGCACAUGUGCAUGGUGAUGCGAGGAGUGGAAAAGCCUGGAAGCAGCACGGUUACUAGUAGUCUAACCGGCAUUUUUCAAAGAAGCAGUAAAACUCGUGAGGAGUUUUUCCGCUUAAUUGGAAAGUUCUAAAAUUGUUGCUAGGAUAUCCUUACAUAAAAACUAGCAUAUGUAUAUUGCAGAGUAUGCUGUACAUAUGAACAGGCUCGUUUAGAUGGUAUUUUUGGAUGCUUCUUUUAUUUUUGGCAAUAGGUUUUUGGUCAUUUUCAGGUCACAAGGGAUUGCUUAGAUAUGUUAAUAAAGCAGAAAGCAGAAAGGAAAAAGAAACUUACGUUUCUGUUUAUGAUCAAAUACUUACUUUAGCACGUUAUUUUUUUGUUUUAUCGCAAAAGAAAUUGAAGGAAGACAUUAUGGGGUUUUUUCUGUUUCAUAUAUUUAUCUUGUUCAACCAAGUUACUAAUUAAUUUUUGAAGACCUCUUUCCGGAUAGUUCGACAUUGGAACAUUCGCAGACUUAAAUUUUUAUUGUUUAAUGAUUCCAUAAAUUGGGGUUUUAGUGAAAUGCAGCACUUUUUUUUUAAUUUUUCAUCCUCUUUGAAGCGAAUCUGCUGCGAUUGACUCAACGUGAUUAGAGGAUUAGGAGAAUGAUUCUCUCAUUCCCCUUCUCAUAUUACAUACCCAAUCCUAUUCUGUAUUAAUUGUUCAACCAGUUUACGAGUUACUGAAUGUUAUUUACUCAAAAAUCUACAAGCAGCCCCCUCUUUACAUUCUAUUUAACUUAACGUAGUUUGCAUGUCCUACAUAUUAUUUCUUGUUUAAUCAGCUAAGUAAUCGCUAGGAAUACUGAGUCUCCAUAGCUGUUAAUAGUCUAC